Messenger RNA from Microplitis mediator, 2511 nucleotides. Its product is annotated as protein sneaky. The transcript is spliced from 7 exons. Lineage: Eukaryota; Metazoa; Arthropoda; Insecta; Hymenoptera; Braconidae. Bases 146 to 2353 code for a protein of 735 amino acids. Gene Ontology annotation, cellular component: membrane. The record is from RefSeq and is a predicted model, not a curated record.
CACACAAGUGAUAUAAAGUUCACACAGAGUUUAGGAUGAAUAAUUAUUAUUAGGUUACUUCUGCAGUGGCUUUGUAGAACGGAUAAGAAAAAAAUAUAUAUAUAGAUAUAUAUAAAUAUAAAUAUAUUAUUUAUAAAUAAAUAAAAUGAAUUGUAAAUUUAUUCGUGACUUAUAUCAUGACCCUCCUGGUACUCACAAAAAAACCCGAGCAGUUGUUGGAUUUUUUUUUGGAUUUUCCUUGGCUGUCUUUUUUUACGUCGCUGUAAUACUCGACUUGGGGUUUCAACCCUACACUACUUUUGCACUGGGCUCUAUUAUUGUUACGAUGAUGUCAGUUGGAUGUGCGUUUUCUAUACAAAUAAGAUGCAUUUGUCUUUUGAUGAUUCCGUCAUUCUUAGGACGCACUGGUCGAGGUGUACUAAAAACUCUUGUAAUAGCCUACCUAAUUACUGGUCCAAUAUUUAAUUUAACUUAUAAUGCCAAAGAAAUUGUCCGCACAUUUGCUUGCACAUCGGAGCUACAUUAUAAUUUGACUAAAAUGCGAGUUAAUUUAAUGUUCGAACCUUUCAAACAAGUAAUGCUGGGAAUGGAGGAAAAUAAAGCCAACAUGAAAGUCGUAUCAGACUCGGUUAAAAAAUUAAUGUUGCCGUUUGUUGAAGAAAUAGAAGGUAAAGAAGCGAUGAAGAAAUUUAGUGAAGAAAAUGAUUACAUUGACGAAGAGACUAAAAAAGUUAAAGAUAAACGCAGAAAAAAACGCUAUAAAUUAGUGCUUGAUACUAAUCGGAUUUUUAAAAGAAAUAGUACGACUGCUAAUGAAACAGAGGAUUCUGUGAAGACGGCGGCGUAUUACGAGGCUAAGUAUCGAGAAAAACUUAAGAGCAAAUGUGAAGACCAGCUCACCAAGGGCUCUGACAGAUGCCGAUAUAUGUUUGAAAAGUCUUAUAACCAGUGUUACGACGCCGUUACAUGGGCUGGCGCUUGGCUUCUGUGCUGGCCAAUGAAACUUGACUUUGCUUGUCAAGUUGUCGAGUCCCUGGGGGGUGCUAACAUAUGUAAUCCUGAUGGUAAUAUCGAAGCUGGAGUUGGCGAUGGAUAUUACGGUUUAAAAGAGUCACAAAAAUAUCUGGAAAACAGUUCCAAAGACGCUCAACUACAGUACAAAAUUGAUUUAGUAAAUUCUUCAGAGCUCGUUGGAUUACGCGAUGCCAGCGAUACUGCCAAGUCAGUUCUCCACGAGUUUACAUAUCGCCGUGAUUUAUUUUUAUCAAUAAUGACGAUAAUAAAACGUUGCUUGGCAUUUAUCGUUCUCAAUAUUGUUCGAAGUGCUCAAAAGUAUCACGAUAAAUAUCUCAUGAAUAUCGAGCACGACAAUCGUUACAUUACAACAUUUUUCAAAGAAUUAGAUGCAAGACGUACGCUCAAAGGCACUCCAACUCUAUUGCCACUCAGAAAAGUUGAACGCUCACGAUACAUUGAUCCGUAUUCUAUGAAAUUAAUCCGUCGCGAACGGAUGAAUUUAAUUGGCCAGACUUUGAAAUUAAUAUUUCAAGUUUUUACCGCCUCUACUUUUAUUAUUCUUGAUUAUCUUUUGUACAUUACUCUAUUUCUUGUUCACAAACAUGGAAAAAUUGAUAUUACUCAGGAAGGUGAUCAUAAUUUACAUGUAACCGUUCGCGGCGUAGGAUUAAUAGCCACAUUAAUGCGCAAUAUUCUUAACCGAUUUAAUGUUAAAAGACGAGCAAAAGUAUCGGUAUCUAACAUCGAAUGUCUUCCACAUCCUCGUAAACUUCAAAGCUAUAUUUUAUAUAAAAUAUACGUUACCUAUUUAAUAAUAUGGAUUUUAGUAUUUAUCGACGGUUAUAUUAAAAGAUUAAGAUCUAAAAUGUGUUCAUUUUUUUAUCCACAACAUGAGGAGCGACGUAUUCUUUACUUGUACACUGAGAUCCAGAGACGAAGAUUGCGCUUCAAUGAAUUCAAACGAAGUCGAAUAAGAGUUUUGGUCAGGGAACAAUUAUUGGAACGUAAUGUCGAUUUGUGGUUGAUAUUGAGAACCGACUAUCCACGUUGGUUCGGUUGGAUCCGAUGGUUCGCUUUCGGGCGGCCGCGUUGUCUUCUUUGCAACGAAACGGAGCCAAGAAGAAAAUCAAAUUUUCACAAAUGCGCGACCGAAGUUUGUCCAUUUUUUUACUGCAGCGACUGCUGGAGAGACAUCGGAGAAAUAUGUUACGCAUGCACGCCAGAUUAUUUGGACAGCAAUGACGAGUCGGAUGUUUUAGAUUCGGACGAAGAAAACGCGAGGAUCAAUGCGGCUUCUGAUGAAUCUUAUUUCUGGCACCAUUGCGUGAUUUCUUAAUAAAAAAAAUUGAUGUUAUCUAAGACAUUAUAUAAACUAUAAGACAAUAUUAUAAAGUGGAUCUAAUAAAAGGGUUAAAACAUGCGCCGGAUAAAUCGUGCAUCAUCAUUGUAUCCGAUAGCCACUAGCACGUGCAUUUCAUUACACCGCAUUGGAGU